Messenger RNA from Lindgomyces ingoldianus, 822 nucleotides. RefSeq lists its product as uncharacterized. The coding region runs from base 1 to 822 and encodes 273 amino acids. The record is from RefSeq and is a predicted model, not a curated record. Lineage: Eukaryota; Fungi; Ascomycota; Dothideomycetes; Pleosporales; Lindgomycetaceae. The transcript is spliced from 9 exons.
AUGGUAGCUACUACAGCAAAUAAUCAGCAGUACGCAUUAAAAGCAGUUGAAAUCAGUCGUGUACACAAAAAAUCACCAAAGUCCCUCAGACAGCUGAUGAGAGAAAACGUUAGUUGCAGGGGUUUGAAACCACUAACCCUGGGUUAUACUCCGUUAGGAGUAGCACCGGCUGAGCUAGCUGAGAUAACACCUUCGCAUAUGCUUGCAACAACGGCGUUCUGCCACGCAGGCUUCGAUUUCCAGGGCCACCCAACUCUAUCUUAUCUUAUACCCCUCCUAUCUCAUUGUGUUCCCCUUCAACGAGCUGAGCCUAGCUCUCGGCUGCUGCUUGGCCUAGGAAUCAGCGAUAGUGGGCUCGAGAAGCACAAGGACGUGGUGGGCUUGAUCAGGUCUUUCGUUCGGCCAGCGGAGAGAACAAUGGUGAACUUCGGCGCUCGAGGUUCUAGGAUAGCUGUGUCAAAGCUGGUUUCAAGGCUGACUAAACUAGUGCCAUCCGGAUUCAACAAUAUUCCAAGUGCUUGUGCAAUCCACACAGCCACAUAUAUUACAGUAAAUCACUCGCGGAUGUAUGAGCCAGGAUCGAUGGUGAUCGCUUCCGCCAGAGGGACCAAUUGUAACGGCACAGGCAAGACAACGGGUCCGAAUGCGAAACCUGGGAAUUCCAUUAACACCUAUAGGCCUUGUACGGAAGGAUAUCAGAAAACUAUCGAGCUAGUCAAGGGGAGAGAUACGAGGAGCCUUCGGAUAUCGGUUCGUCGGGCAACCCGAGAUGGAACGGUUCAUGCAAAUCGUUACACCAAUCAACAUGGCGACCCUGCAUAA